CAUUAGCGCAUUGCGCACCCUGAUCAUUGUAGCGCACAGGCUAGAUCGAUGUGCUUUCUGCACACCCCACCAUAUGAACUGAAUUGCCCGUUCUUGUUCGAUUGAUCCGAUUAUUCGAAGACGGUUACCGAUAGCGGGUUCGUGACCGACGUCGUGAGUUGGUGCCUCGAAUCUUGCGCAGCUGUGGGCGUAGAAGCCAGGCGUGGGACUAAGUUAUUUUGCAAGUUGCGACAUUCUUAGACGUGAUGGCAGCAAAUGAAUGCAUUUACUUUUAUGAAGAUGAAGUGUAUCGCAUCACAAAGAAAGGAAACCUUGAGUUUGGGAUGGUUCUUCAAAAUGCGGACGUUGAUACUGAUGAGGAAGAGUCUGGAUCAGAAGAGAUGGAAAAGGUGAAGAAUGGACACAUUCUGGUUGCCUGGCACCCACGAGGUGAAGAAAAUGUCGUCCAUGAGAAGAAGGUGGGCCUGUCGGACCGCUGUCUGAUGCCGGGCGACAUAGUGCGCCGCCUGGUGCCCGGCCAGGACACGCAGCGCGGUUACUGUCGCGCCAUCACCAUGAAGGCCACCGUCCAGGUGGUCGGCACCCGCCAGGUCAUCUACAACGUGGCCAGCGACGAGCUGACACCCCUCGAGGAGUUCGCGCCGGACAUCGCCGUCUGCAUGGACGCCUGGGUGGGCAUCAUCAACUCUGUGACGUCGGACGUGGAGCUCCAGUUUGCCGACGGCUCCGUGUGCGUGCUCACCGACGAGGAGGCGGCCGAGCUGGACGACCCCAGCGGCCGCCGGCUCACGGACUCGGAGUUCCGCGUCUGGUUCUACCCGGGUCAGAAGCUGCAGGGCCCGAUGCGCACCUUCGAGCCGGCCCGCUGGCUCACCUGCAACAAGGACACGCAGGCGCUCAAGGAGAAACGCAACAGACUGGUCAAGGUGACGGUGACGCGGUACCGGGUGACGUCACUGAACGUGCACUGGCAGUGUCGUGCCGUGACGUCAGAGGGUAGCCUGGAUCAGCCGGCCUACGUCAUCACCGGUGACGAUCUCAAACGAGUGCGCAUGUUGAAUGUCUUCGAGCCGUGUACCCUCCAGCUGGGCGACAUGAACACGUACCGACUGAGGGAGGACGACCUGGUCAUGUCGCUCGACGAGUGGAAGCGGCUGGAGAAGGACACCCUGAAGGCGGGCAAGCGGCCGACGGCGGCCCGGCCUCCGGCCGCCGCCGGUCGCGUGGCGCAGCCUCCGGCGGAGAUGAGCGCGCCGGUGGCUGGUGCGGCGGCGGCGGCGCCGGCGGCCAGCGCGGGUCUGCCCAACGGCGGUGAGCCGCUUGACGACGAGAUGGGCAGCGUCAGCAGCUACAGCAGCGUGGGCUCGGCAGGCAAGCGCACACGUCGCGGUCCAUCUCUGAAAACGCACAUCAUGAAGAAGCGCAAGCUGAAACGCUCUCGACCGUGUCGGCAUCCUGUGUACGAAACGCGAAGCUUUAGUGCCGGUGAUACACUUGUGGUGGAGACGGUGAAGACCGUCUCUUGGGUGACCGUCGUUUGGCAGGACGGCACAGUGGAGGAGGAGCUGCCCUCCAUCAGCCUGCACCCGUCCCAUCACCUGGACGAGCACGAGUUUUUCCCCGGUGACUACGUGGUGGAGCAGAAGACGGAGGCGGGCCCCUCCGAGUACGGCGUGGUGCAGCGGGUGGACCACGCCGGCCGCACCGCCCAGGUCAACUGGUACCAGAUCUACAUCUUCGGCAGCCAGGCGAGCCCGCAGAUCCUGCGUCGGACCGAGGCCAGCGUGUACGAUCUCUCCGACCACCCGGACUUCCGCUACCGGCCGGGCACGGUGGUGAUCAGCGUGUCGCCGCAGACGCGCCUGCCGCCGCCCUCGCCCGAGCAGGGCUCCGGCGACGAGGCCGACGCCGCGCCGCCGCUGUCGCCGGCCGACGCGACCGCGCCGCAGCCGCAGGACGGCAGAGAACGCGAUCCGGAGCCCCAGACGAACGGGCCUGUCCCCCUGCCGGCGGCCGGCUCACCAGCGCCGCCCGGCUGCGCUCACGCCGGCCAAGUGCUCGACGUGCUGACAUCUGGCGAGGUUAAGGUGUGGUGGGCGGACGGCAGCAGCUCCAACUGCUACCCGCAGGACCUGUUCCGGGUGGGCGAGUACGACUCGGACGAGGGCGAGCUGUGGGACAACGGCGACUCGGCUGAGUCAACCGAGUCAGCCGAGUGGGAGACGCAGUCGGAGGAGUCGAUGGUGGCCGGUGACGUCGGCUCUGACCAGGAGCAGCUGCCGGACGAGCGGCUGAAGCCGAAGCUGGCCGCCAUCAUCGAGAAGAUCCGCGUGGCCAUGACGCGGCUGGAGGAGAUCUUCACGCUCAACUCGGCCCUGCAGAGCCCGCUCAUCAUGAAGCAGCUGCUGGAGAUACACAAGAACAGCAGGUUCCUGGACAAGCUGAUGGACACGUCGUUCUUCGGUGACACCCACUUCGGCGGUCUGGUUGGCCAGAUCCGCGAGCGGAGCCGGGCGUUCGCCGCGCAGCGCGAGACGGCCAGCCCGCCGGAGGGAGCCGGCAUGAACGAGUGCGCCCAGUUCUGCGCCAAGCUCAAGGCUCAACUGCUGCUGGCUCAUGAGGAAGUGGUGCGUCGGUACGGCAUCUCCCUCAGCGGCGGGGCGCUGGACGGCGCCAGCCCGGCGGCGGACGACUCCGGCAUCAACGGCGACGCGCGCACCGACGGAGAGGGCGGCGAAGAUGCCGAGCUGCUGUCGCCGGACGAGGUGAAGGUCACGCCGCCGACAGACGCCGCCGGGGACGCGGCUGGAGGCGCCGCAGAAGGUCACAGUCAAGAGUUCACGACCCUGCCUUCGGUGCCGGACGCGCACAAGUUCAAGGUCAGCCUGUUCCAGCCAGUGGAACCGCCCGCCUUCAUGCGGGCCGUCCGGCGCGAGAUCCGCAUCCUGACCAGGGCCCUGCCCGACGGCAUUAUCGUCAAGGGAUUCGAGGAGCGAAUUGACCUGUACUCGGUGAUGAUCACUGGGCCGCGCCGCACCCCAUACGAGGACGGCCUGUUCUUCUUCGAGGUGCAGCUGUCGCAGGACUACCCGCGCAGUCCGCCCAUUUUCCACUACAUCAGCUACUGCUCGGACCGGCUGAACCCGAACCUGUACGAGGACGGCAAGGUGUGCGUCUCGCUGCUGGGUACGUGGGGCGGCCGCGGAUCGGAGGUCUGGUCGUCCUCCUCCAGCCUCAUGCAGGUGCUCGUCUCCAUACAAGGUCUAAUCCUGGCGUCGGAGCCAUACUACAACGAAGCCGGCUACGAGAAACAGCGCGGCUCGCAGCAGGGCGCCGAGAACAGCCGGCUUUACAACGAAAUGGUGAUCCUGAAGCUGGUGCAGUCUCUGACAGAGAUCCUGAAGAACCCGCCGUGUGUGUUCGUGGAGGAGGUCGGAGAGCACAUGCGGACUCGCGCACACAGGCUGAUCGCGCGUCUGCGGCACUGGCUGGAGGUGUCGGAGGCGGGCGGCACACCGACGACUGCAGAAGGCAAGCCUGCCGAGUUUGACCGUCCUGACUUCCCGCUGCUGCCGGCCUCCCGCGGCUUCGGCAUCACGCUGCGUAAGGCGCUCAAGACGUUCGAACAGACGCUGCAGGAGUACGGCGUUCGGGACGGCGCCGCCCCGCAGCCGCCGCCGCCGGCCGACGCCGCCUCCAGUUAGCCUUGGUGGCGCACUAGGGCCCUUUGUAACCAAUGAUUCCACUGACGGAUUGGUGCGGCGCCCACGGCGGCGGGCGGCGGGCGCGCGCGCCGCGUGUUCUUGUGCUGUUCGGUUUGCCCCCCC
This is a messenger RNA of Pollicipes pollicipes, 3827 nucleotides long. Its product is annotated as (E3-independent) E2 ubiquitin-conjugating enzyme UBE2O. The record is from RefSeq and is a predicted model, not a curated record. The transcript has 30 exons. Bases 246 to 3704 code for a protein of 1152 amino acids. Lineage: Eukaryota; Metazoa; Arthropoda; Thecostraca; Pollicipedomorpha; Pollicipedidae. Gene Ontology annotation, molecular function: ubiquitin conjugating enzyme activity.